AAAUUCAAAAUUACACCCAAAUUAGAGUCCCUUUCGCAAAUUAUUCAAUCUUCAAGGGCUCAUCAUUUCAAAGAUUACACAAGUAUGCCUUCAAAGUGAAACCAGAACAAAGAUCAAUUCGAAAACAAACCCACCCGAAUUUUACGCGCAGCGAGGGAGGAGAGUGCGUGUGUGUGAUGACGAUGGAUAGGGAGAAAGAAAGAGAGAUAGAGCUGGAGAGUGCGAUGUACACGAAUUGCUUGUUACUUGGUUUGGAUCCGGCCAUAAUCGGGAUUGGGUCGAACAACGGGACUCCUCGGGUUGGACUAUUCCGUCAUUCCAACCCGAAAUUAGGCGAACAGCUUCUAUACUUCAUCCUGUCCUCUCUCCGUGGCCCCAUUCAAUCCGCCAAAGACUUCGACAAGGUGUGGCCGAUUUUUGAUUCGGCCCAGUCCCGUGAUUUUCGAAAGGUUGUGCAAGGGAUUAUUAGCGAGCUCGAAUCGCAAGGGGCGUUGCCGAGGAGCAAUUCGAGGGUUUCGUCACUUGCGACUUGCUGUGGACCUAGAUUCGUCGAACUUCUGUGGCAACUUUCAUUGCAUGCUUUGCGAGAGGUUCAUAGGCGAACAUUUGCAGCUGAUUUAUCAUCCAACCCGCUGCCUGCUCCAUUGACAGAUGUAGCUUUCUCACAUGCGGCUACAUUACUUCCUGUAACUAAGGGUAGGAUAGCUCUUGAAAGAAGAAGAUUUCUGAAAAAUGCUGAGACAGCAGUGCAGAGACAGGCCAUGUGGUCCAAUUUGGCUCAUGAAAUGACGGCUGAGUUUCGUGGUCUAUCUGCUGAAGAGGCGUAUCUACAACAAGAGCUUGAGAAACUACAUGAUUUAAGAAAUAAAGUGAAGUUGGAAGGUGAACACUGGGAUGAGCUCGUAUCUAGCUCAAGUCAGAACUCUCAUAUGGUUCAGAGAGCUACUCGCUUGUGGGACUCUUUGUUAUCUCGCAAAAGUCAGCAUGAGGUUCUUGCUUCCGGUCCAAUUGAGGAUCUUAUAGCUCACCGCGAGCAUCGGUAUCGAAUCUCCGGUUCAUCUUUGUUAGCAGCAAUGGAUCAAAGCUCUUUAGUUCCAUCUGCUAAUCAACCUCCAUCACACCUAGAUGAUGAGGAAAUUGAAGGCUCGAAAGAAAAUGUAAACAAAGGGAAGAACAAAAGUAAAUUAGAUUAUUCUCAUGCAGAAGGAAAUGAUGAAAAAAUUUCCCGAGUAGAUGAAAGAAGCGUGAGAGGGCAGCCAACUGUUGAUAUAGCAGAAGUUUUGAGGCGUUGGACGCAUGCCUUGCAACGCAUACAUAAACAAUCACUUCAAUUGGCAAAAGCCAAUGAUGGAGAGGGUCCAGAGCUCCUACGAAGUAUGCAUAAUGGUGGUACUGGUAGUCACGCCGAGUCUUUGGCAGCAACACUUGCUGAACAUCAGCAGCACCUGGAUAGUAUACAGGUGCUAAUAGAUCAACUAAAGGAUGUUGCUCCGGCCAUACAGAAUUCAAUCUCAGAGCUUACGGAGGAAGUUAACAGUAUAUCGUCCCCUCUCUCCCCUGUGGGUAAACAUCAUGGCAGAUUGAACUCGCCUAUCCAGGCACAGGGCAGUGGAAGGAUAUUGGAAAGUGGUACUGAUGAUUUUGCUGAAAUGACCUCAAGAUUAUCAUCUUUGCAGCUUGAAAAAGGAUCAGCUAGCCCCCCUGCUUUAAAAUUGCCACCGCUGUUUAGUUCUGCACCAAAUUCUUCUGGUAAAAGUGGGAACAUGCAAAAACGACAGAAUAUACCACAAACCAACCAAGUGGAAAAUAUUUCUGACAAGAAGUCUUUAGAACAGCCUCUCUUAAAGAGUGAUAUGGAUAACCCACCAUAUGAUGAAAAUCAAAUUUUCCUCCAAAACUUGAAGAGAUCUGUUAGAGAAGCUGCUCUUUCAUCUCAAUCCUGCAACUUAGAGUCAUCCCAAGACAGCCGUUCUGAUGAUAGCUCUGAGCACUUCUUUGUACCGCUUUCAGGGACUGGGUUUUCCCGUUUAGACCGAGAUAAGAAGCCAAAUUCACUAAAAAGUAGACAAUUAUUCACACCUCAAGCAGAUCCUUCCUUGCUUGAGACUUGUGCUCCAAACAACCAUUUUGGGAGCAAAUAUGAUGGAAUCGGCUACAUGUUAAAUGAUUUGGAUUCACUCGAUGAGUUUGACGGUGUCAAUGGCUUCCUCUCAGCGGUCGGUUCAAAUUCUUCAGUUUCUGAUCCAAACAGGUCAUUUUAUGACCUGGAUGAAACUCAAGAUCAAGUUUUCUCACCUCCUUUGCUGAUGGACACAUCGCUAUUGGCUGAUUCUUAUGAAGAUUUGCUAGCUCCAUUAUCAGAGACUGAAACGGCUUUGAUGGAACAUUGAUGUCAAAUCGUUCUGAUCAAACGUGCUGCUGUAUCUCCAAAGAGUUCUCUUUGUGGAAUUUAUUUUCUUUUCAUUCCGUAAUUGGGAAAUCCGCAUUAACCUCCUUGCGCCGUACAUAUGAUGUGGCACUUAACUGUUCUGUUCAUUUCUGCUUUGGAUGCUACUCUCUAGGUUAUGGCAUUGUUGUUUGUACAACAGGUACUCGGGUUUUUUUUUGUAGUGGGGGUGGGUUGCCUGGUCGGCUUGGCAGAUAUUGGACUUCCCAUGUUUCUUGUCCUGUAAGAAAGACGAGGCUAUGUGGAAGAUGGGCAUCUGGCCAAGUAUCAAGUAUCCGGUGAUCAAGGUUCAAUCUUUUUAUCUAUGCAUAUUUUUUACAUUUGUAACGAUUCAUGCUGAGAAACCAAUUUAUUUAUUACUUUCUUGUAUUAAGCAGUAGAAAAUGUUGUCUGAUCACUGAUGCAUAUUGGGUUGUCGAAUGAGCAUUUGUUUGUAUCAUUGCUUUUAAAAAAAUCACUUUUCAGCUUU
Molecule: messenger RNA, 2915 nt
Organism: Olea europaea var. sylvestris
Lineage: Eukaryota; Viridiplantae; Streptophyta; Magnoliopsida; Lamiales; Oleaceae
Product: AUGMIN subunit 6-like
Exons: 13
Coding region: 177-2390 (737 amino acids)
Biological process (GO): spindle assembly
Cellular component (GO): mitotic spindle microtubule; HAUS complex
Molecular function (GO): microtubule binding
Source: RefSeq, a predicted model, not a curated record